Rhododendron vialii is the source of this 834-nucleotide messenger RNA. RefSeq lists its product as uncharacterized. The coding region runs from base 1 to 834 and encodes 277 amino acids. Lineage: Eukaryota; Viridiplantae; Streptophyta; Magnoliopsida; Ericales; Ericaceae. The transcript has 2 exons. The record is from RefSeq and is a predicted model, not a curated record.
AUGGCCCCGACCGAACUAAAGGAGCUCAAGACCCAGUUACAGGAGCUGUUGGACAAGGGAUUUAUCAGGCCGAGUACUUCAUCGUGGGGAGCGCCUGCUCUGUUCGUGAAAAAGAAGGAAGGGACGCUGCGAUUAUGUAUCGACUAUAGGAAGUUGAAUCAAGUCACAGUCAAGAAUCGGUAUCCGUUGCCUAGGAUCGAUGACCUUUUUGAUCAAUUAAGGGGAGCAACCUGUUUCUCAAAAAUCGAUCUCCGAUCAGGCUAUCAUCAAUUACGGAUUCAAGACGAGGAUAUUGCCAAGACAGCUUUUCGUACCAGAUACAGCCACUACGAGUUUAAGGAGUUGAACCUGAGGCAGUGCCAAUGGAUGGAAUACUUGGAGGACUACAAGUUUACGCUCCAGUAUCACCCCGGCAAGGCCAACGUGGUAGCUGAUGCUCUGAGUCGAAAGGACAGAGCACAGAAGGUCAAGACUGCCAUCAAGGAAUGGGAGAUGGUGGACACCCUUAAUGAGUUCAACCUACGAUCAUCAUCGGAGAACGGAAACGCUCGACUGUACGCUCUAGUGACGGAGCCAGCACUUCUUCAGGAAAUCUUACUAGCCCAAACCUUCGAGCAGAAUUGUGAGUUCGUUCGGCAUCGAAUCCGAGAAGGAAAGGCGGUGCCAAGAUGGACUAUCGAAGAGAAUAACAGCCUGAGAUUCAAAGGAAAAGUAUUCGUGCCUAAUGUUGGAACCCUUCGAGAAGACGUACUCCCAGUAGCUCACCAUUCGAACUUCGCAGUUCACCCUGGCGGUACAAAAAUGUAUCACGACUUGCAAAGAACGUAUUGGUAG